Messenger RNA from Vitis vinifera (wine grape), 3083 nucleotides. RefSeq names its product receptor-like protein EIX1. The coding region runs from base 23 to 1573 and encodes 516 amino acids. Lineage: Eukaryota; Viridiplantae; Streptophyta; Magnoliopsida; Vitales; Vitaceae. Gene Ontology annotation, molecular function: protein binding. The record is from RefSeq and is a predicted model, not a curated record. The transcript has a single exon.
UGCUCUAAAAUCAUAUAGCCUAAUGGAGUUGUACAUGAGAGGUUUGGUGGUUCUCUCGCUCUAUUUUCUUUUCACUCUAGCCACAAAGUUCGGUUGUUGUGAUGGACAUGGUUCGAAGGCUCUUUGCAGAGAAGAAGAAAGAGAAGCUCUUUUGAGCUUCAAAAGAGGCAUUCAUGAUCCUUCAAACAGACUCUCUUCUUGGGCCAAUGAAGAGUGUUGUAAUUGGGAAGGAGUUCGUUGUCACAACACAACAGGACAUGCUCUCAAGCUCAACCUCCGACGGGAUCUUUAUCAAGAUCAUGGUUCUUUGGGUGGUGAGAUAAGUAGUUCUUUGUUGGACUUGAAGCACCUUCAAUACUUGGACCUGAGCUGCAAUGACUUUGGGAGUCUUAAUAUUCCAAAAUUCCUUGGUUCCUUAUCCAAUUUAAGAUAUCUUAACCUCUCUACUGCAGGUUUUGGUGGUGUUAUUCCUCAUCAACUUGGAAAUUUAUCCAAGUUGCAUUAUCUCGACGUUGGGAAUUCUUAUUACGACCAUAGCAAUUCUUUGAAUGCUGAGGAUCUUGAAUGGAUUUUUGGUCUUUCAUUCCUAGAGUUUCUUGACAUGACAAAUGUGAACCUAAGCAAGGCAUCAAAUUGGCUACAAGUAAUGAAUAAGUUUCAUUCUUUAUCUGUGCUACGCUUGUCUUAUUGUGAGCUUCAUACUAUUGACCCUCUCCCGCAUGUCAAUUUUUCAUCUUUAGUCAUCCUUGACCUUUCAAUUAAUUAUUUUAUGUCUUCAUCAUUUGAUUGGUUUGCGAAUCUUAAUUCUCUUGUUACUCUUAAUCUAGCAUCUAGUUAUAUUCAAGGUCCAAUUCCAUCAGGUCUUCGUAACAUGACUUCUCUUAGAUUCCUAGAUCUUUCCUAUAACAAUUUUGCUUCUUCUAUUCCUGAUUGGUUAUAUCAUAUAACUAGCCUUGAACACCUCGAUCUUGGAUCCCUUGACAUUGUAUCUAACAAGUUUCAAGGUAAGCUUCCAAAUGAUAUUGGAAAUCUCACUUCUAUCACAUAUCUUGACCUAUCAUACAAUGCUCUUGAAGGAGACGUGCUGAGAUCUCUUGGAAAUCUUUGUACUUUCCAACUUUCGAAUUUGUCAUAUGAUAGGCCUAGAAAAAGUCUAGAGUUUUUAAGCUUGAGGGGAAAUAAACUUUCAGGUUCUUUUCCGGAUACUCUUGGGGAAUGUAAAAGUUUAGAGGGUUUAGACUUGGGAAUGAAUCAGCUUUCAGGUCAUUUGCCCAAUGAACUUGGUCAAUUAGAAAGCUUGUCCUCUCUUUCUAUUGAUGGAAACUCGUUUUCUGGUCAGAUUCCUGUCUCAUUAGGAGGAAUUUCAUCCUUGCGUUAUCUAAGCAUUAAGGAAAACUUCUUCGAGGGUAUAAUAUCUGAAAAGCUCCUUGCCAAUCUAACAAGUUUAGAAGAAUUGGAUGCAUCUUCAAACUUGUUAACUUUGCAAGUCAGCUCCAGGGCCUCAAUUUCCUGCAUGGCUUCAAACACAGAAGUAUUUGAAAGAUCUAAACAUGUCCUAUGCAGGAAUCUCUAGUGUCAUCCCAGCUUGGUUUUGGACACGAUCCUUUGAUACAGUUGAUCUGUCUCACAACCAAAUCUCUGGUAGAAUUCCAAGUUUACAUUUUGCAUCAAUCAAUCUUGGCUCAAACAAUUUCACUGAUCCACUGCCCCAAAUCUCUUCUGAUGUAGAAAGACUAGACCUCUCCAAUAAUUUAUUCUGUGGAUCUCUUUCACCCAUGUUGUGUCGGAGAACUGAUAAAGAAGUAAAUUUAUUGGAGUCUCUAGACAUCUCAGGAAAUCUUCUGUCAGGAGAACUUCCCAAUUGUUGGAUGUAUUGGAGAGAAUUGACGAUGUUAAAAUUGGGAAAUAAUAAUCUGACGGGACAUAUACCUAGCUCCAUGGGUUCUCUAAUUUGGCUCGGUUCAUUGCACUUGCGCAACAACCAUCUCUCCGGAAAUUUUCCACUUCCAUUGAAAAAUUGCUCUAGUCUAGUGGUUCUAGACCUUAGUAAGAAUGAAUUCACUGGGACGAUACCAGCAUGGAUGGGGAACUUCGAUGGAAAGUUCAUUGAAACAUUACCAGUGGAUGGUGAGAUUGCAUAUACACCGGGUCUAAUGGUUCUUGUCCUUCAUUCAAAUAAGUUCACUGGAAGUAUUCCUCUUGAACUCUGCCACCUUGAUUCCCUUCAAAUCCUGGACUUGGGAAACAACAAUCUCUCGGGAACCAUUCCUAGAUGCUUUAGUAAUUUCAGCAGCAUGACCAAACAAUCGAAUUCAAGUUCCCCAUUUCCUUUUCAUAAUGAACGUUAUUUUGAAUCGGAAUCAACCGACACAGCAACACUGGUUAUGAAAGGAGUAGAGUACGAGUACGACAAUACACUUGGCCUCCUAGCUGGCAUGGACCUCUCAAGCAAUAAGUUAUCUGGUGAGAUCCCAGAAGAACUCACAGAUCUCCAUGGGUUGAUAUUCUUGAACCUGUCUAAUAACCAUCUCCAAGGGAAGAUUCCUGUGAAGAUUGGGGCCAUGACAUCACUGGAGUCUCUUGAUCUCUCCAUGAAUAGACUCUCUGGUGUUAUUCCUCAAGGUAUGGCAAAUAUAUCAUUUUUGAGCAAUUUAAAUUUGUCAUACAACAACUUGUCUGGCAAAAUUCCAUCAGGCACCCAGAUCCAAGGCUUUAGUCCCCUCAGUUUCAUUGGCAACCCGGAGCUUUGUGGAGCUCCACUGACUGAUGGUUGUGGGGAAGAUGGUAAACCAAAAGGUCCAAUUCCGGACAAUGAUGAUGAAGAGGACAAUGGAUGGAUUGAUAUGAAAUGGUUCUAUUUGGGUAUGCCAUGGGGUUUCGUGGUUGGCUUUUGGGCCAUUUUGGCUCCAUUAGCAUUCAACAGAGCUUGGAGACAUGCUUAUUUUCGGUUGCUGGACGACGUGAAGUAUAAACUACUCGGAUGGUGUUUGUAAUUGCAAAUAAAUUUGGCAACCUUGUUUUCCAUGUUUUUUUUACUGAUCCCAAGUUUGAAUUUAUCAGUUCAAAUUAUGUCCUUUUGCUCA